Messenger RNA from Kwoniella shivajii, 2280 nucleotides. RefSeq lists its product as uncharacterized. Gene Ontology annotation, biological process: regulation of DNA-templated transcription. Gene Ontology annotation, molecular function: sequence-specific DNA binding; DNA-binding transcription factor activity. The record is from RefSeq and is a predicted model, not a curated record. The coding region runs from base 1 to 2280 and encodes 759 amino acids. The transcript is spliced from 5 exons. NCBI's taxonomy places the organism in Eukaryota, Fungi, Basidiomycota, Tremellomycetes, Tremellales, Cryptococcaceae.
AUGCCGAAUUCCCUUGAUCACCAGAUACCCCAUGGACAGAUGAUAGGUGGAUACGCAGCCGUUAAUGGAGGUUCCAAACCACCUAAUUUCCUUCAGAAGCUGUACGACUUUCUAUCACUCGAUCCUCAUCCUUGUCCGGAUAUCAUUUAUUGGGCCAGUGAUUCGAAGCAACUUGUCAUUGCUCAACCUGAUAAACUAGCUAAAGAAGUAUUGCCUAAACUAUUCAAACAUGAUAAGAUAGCUUCUUUCGGCAGACAAUUAAAUAUAUACGGAUUCUCACGUCUGUUCCCAGGAAGACAGUUCAAGGAUUCCAAUGGCGAGAUAUCAGAUGCUAGUGUGUGGGCCCACCCUACUUUACAUCGAUUAUCUACAACAAAUGAACUCCUAUCAAUCAAACGACGUGCGCCACCAAAAUUGAUUCGCACCAGGCGACUUGCUAAUGGUGAAAUCAUAAGAACGAAAGCAGGUCCAGGUGUCAUUGAGAAAGCACGUCAAAUCAAAGAAGCUAUGACUCUCACCAAAGGUUCUGAAUCUUUUACUUCUGAUAUUGCCAAAGUUAGAGACGUGUCCAUUGGUAGAGGAUGGUCAUUAUCACCUAAUCAACCAGAAAUAGGCGAUCAAGGACCCCAUGGACAUACGUCUUCAUCGUUAUCCGCACCACUUAAAAUGACAAGAAAUGAUACUGGAUUAAGUGAUAUAACAGAAUAUACAGAAUCCAACAAUCUAAAUGAAGAUCAUCUUAAACAUAUCAAUAAUUCACCAAAUUUCAAGUCCAAUUCCAAUUUGAUUCGCAGUGCGAUGUCUACCUGGCCAUAUCCACAUAUUCAACCUUGCCCAACUCCUACUUUACUUUCUAAAUCAAAAAUAGGGUAUUCACCUUCGGGUGAUAAGAGGAAUCUCUCAUUAAGGAAUAUUCCACCUCCAUUAUUAUUGAAUUCGUCAAACACGGGUACUGGCCCAUACACGUUUCCCAAUUAUAAUAUAGGUCUGAGUAUCGAAAAAUCUUACUCGUCCUGUCCAGCUUCUAUUCACACUUCACCCACAUUGGAUCACUCGAAUCCUACUUUUACACCUCGUUGGAAUAACAUUGAUUCUUCCUCUUCUCUCAAUCCGAACACUGGUCAGAACACUCAGAAUAAUUCGAUGAAAGGUUUCAGACAUCCUUUACAAGUUGAUACUUACCCCAGUACUUGCAAUUCAUUUUCACCUACCCCGAAUCCGCAUUUAUUCGAUCCAAGUCAAUCGUUUGUACCCUUAUCAUUGCCUCAGGUUCAAGUGCAAAAUGAACAGAGAAUAGCUGCACCAGCUGCACCUAUUCCUUCACAUCUGCUUCAACAUCAACAACAUAAUGGACAUCAUCAACAUCACCAUCAACAACAAUACCAACCACUUCAAAAUUCCUUCAACUCGAAUAUCACUUCACUCACACAUGGAAGUCUCAAUAGCAAUCCCUGCGGUGGUGGAUUGCUUGGUUCACCUGAAAUGAUAAUUUCGACUCCGCCACAAACCUCUUACGAACUACCAGCUUCGAGCCUUCAGUUUGGCUUAUCAAGUAGGAAUAUCGUUUUAUCCUCAAGUUGUAACAAAGGCUUGAAUAUGCAUAAGGAUCAUAACAGUAAUACCAAUAGUCCUCAAUCAAUAAUUUCUCCUUGUUCUCCUUGGUCAAACGCUCCUUUAUCUGAUGGUAUCAGGCCAUCGACCACUGAUGGUAGCGGAACUAUCGAUCCAAAGUGGAUCAAUCCAAUAGGUAGUGAAUGGUCCACUCCAUCAAUGACUAGAGUUCCAACCCCUAUUCUUACUGCAUCUACGAUUAUUACUGGCCAUAAUGGCACCAGCCUGCAGCCAGAGGGUUGCGAUACUGUACCUUUAUCGUAUGUCAAACAAGAGAGCGAUCACAUCCAACCAACUGACUUCAUGUGGCACAAGCCUUUACAGAUAUCAACAUUGACUUCUUCUUAUACUGAUAACCAAAGUCAUUUAUAUAAUCAAAAUGUGAAUUGCUCAACUGAUCUAAUUAAUGGUCCAUUGUUUGCACCCUAUAUUUUACCGGUAUCCGCUCAAUCUGAGAGAAGUCAUUUAUCUCCUCAGACACAUACCCAAGACAAUAAAACAUGUAUCUCAACCUCACUGACUCCUCCUAUCGUCCACACACCUCAAGUCCAGACCUCUGGGAAUCCCAACAUCUUAUUAUCAAACAUCAAUACGACGAAUCGCGAAUCAAUCGACGUGGGGACGCCCUUCUUAUCACCAAUUGACCACAGGGUGAAAUGGUCCGAAUGA